GUUGCCGUGACAACGAGGAACAGUUACGAGACGGUGCGACCCGGAGCAGAAGAUGGAAGGAAUUGUAAUGUGAUGCUAGACUUUGUUGAAGCCACGCCACAGUGUUUCCUGAUUGAGCAUGUUAAAAAAUAAGGAUCGUUCAUCUACAAAAGGUAACUUAGCAGUCACUGCAGUUGCCUUACAGGACCCACAUUUUAUUGACCUUCAACUUGGACAUCUCGUAGCAGAUCCUUGUAAGACAAAUGCGCAAAAGAAUGAGAACAAGACAAAAUCUCUCAAAAGAGACACAACGGCCAUAAUAGAUACUGGGCUUAGAAAAACUACAGAGGGCCCCAAAGUGGAAGAUCCAGAAAGGGAGUAUGUUCUAGAUCCCACACCGCCAGCGCUAACUUUAGCCCAGAAACUGGGCCUUUUUGCACCUCCCCCAUUGCCACUGUCGUCAGAUGAAUGGGAGAGAGUGAAGCAGAUCCUCCUACAAGGGGACUCCAUGCAGCCAUGCCCGAUAUGUAAAGAAGAUUUCUCUCUGGGUGGACAGGUGCUGCUUUCCUGCUCACAUGUAUUCCACAAGGCAUGCCUUCAGGCUUUUGAAAAGUUCACAAAAAAAACCUGUCCCCUCUGUAGAAAGAACCAAUAUCAAACCAGAGUGAUACAUGAUGGGGGCCCGCCUGUCAGAGUAAAGUGUGCCACCAGAGUCCAAGCCUACUGGAGAGGGUACAUCGUUAGAAAGUGGUACAGAAACCUAAGGAUAGUCCCUCCUACGGAUGCCAAAUUAAGGAGAAAGUUCUUUGAGGAAAGGUGGUUCACAGAAAUCAGCCACCGACUCUUGUGCUCAUACAACACCAACAUAGAUGAACUCUUCUCAGAAAUCGACCUCUGCUUGGCUGUAAAUCGCAGCAUUCUUCAACAGCUAGAUGAAAGAUGUGGCCAUGAGAUCACUGAGGAGGACUGGGAGAAAAUCCAAGUGCAGGCUGCUCACCGAGAGAUCUACGAGUGUUCCAUUUGCCUGACCCCACUCUCCUUCCAUGGUGACUGCCGGCAAGCAGCUGUAGGAGCCAGCAGCCAGCGUCCCCGUGAGACAGUCCUCCUCUGUGCACACCUGUUCCACCAUGCCUGCCUCCUGGCCUUGGAAGAGUUUUCCCUGGGAGACAAUGCUCCUUUCCAUGCCUGUCCUCUCUGCCGCUCCUGCUACCAAAAGAACAAUUCUUAA
Messenger RNA from Arvicola amphibius (Eurasian water vole), 1207 nucleotides. It is a transcript of the gene Rnf32, whose product is annotated as ring finger protein 32. Gene Ontology annotation, molecular function: protein binding. Lineage: Eukaryota; Metazoa; Chordata; Mammalia; Rodentia; Cricetidae. The record is from RefSeq and is a predicted model, not a curated record.